This is a messenger RNA of Orcinus orca (killer whale), 630 nucleotides long. RefSeq names its product neuropeptide FF-amide peptide precursor (gene NPFF). The record is from RefSeq and is a predicted model, not a curated record. Gene Ontology annotation, biological process: excitatory postsynaptic potential. Gene Ontology annotation, cellular component: dendrite; perikaryon; axon terminus. Lineage: Eukaryota; Metazoa; Chordata; Mammalia; Artiodactyla; Delphinidae. The transcript has 2 exons. Gene Ontology annotation, molecular function: G protein-coupled receptor binding; neuropeptide hormone activity.
AUGGACUCCAGACGGGCAGCAGUGCUGCUGCUGCUGUUAAUAACAGACUGGGGCCGCGCUGAAGGACCAGGGGGCCGGGAUGAAGGAGACCAGAGCUUCACGGUAAGUCAGCAUGCCCACCCCCUUGUCACCAUUUUCCUGUACCUCAGCUUGAGAAUUGUACUCCAGGUUCAAAUACUCCCUGGCUGCCAGGGUCACUGGGUCCUCACAUCUGAGAAAAUGACUCCUUAGCCUCCUACAACUUGCCCCCGGAAGCCACUCCCUUCCCCUCGUGACCUAAACGCCCAAGGCCUUAGCCCAUCUUCCUUCCCGGAUGCCCCUGUACCACAGGAGGAAGACCGUGGCGCUCGCCCACUGCAGGAUGCCCAGACCCCCGGGGCACUCUUGCGCUCCCUGCUCCAGGCCAUGCAGAGACCCAGCCGGAGUCCAGCCUUCCUGUUUCAGCCCCAGAGGUUUGGCAGAAACACCCGGGGCUCCUGGAACAACGAAAGGCUGAGCUCCCCAUUCUGGAGCCUGGCUGCCCCUCAGCGCUUUGGGAAGAAGUGACAUGCCAUCCUUUGAUGUUUGCAUGCAAGGCCCACACCCGAAAGUGCCACGUGUCCCCCCAAAUAAAGCUGUCUGGCUUCUGAA